Diplodia corticola is the source of this 1164-nucleotide messenger RNA. RefSeq names its product sphingolipid long chain base-responsive protein pil1. Bases 1 to 1164 code for a protein of 387 amino acids. The record is from RefSeq and is a predicted model, not a curated record. The transcript is spliced from 3 exons. Gene Ontology annotation, biological process: negative regulation of protein kinase activity; eisosome assembly; endocytosis. NCBI's taxonomy places the organism in Eukaryota, Fungi, Ascomycota, Dothideomycetes, Botryosphaeriales, Botryosphaeriaceae. Gene Ontology annotation, molecular function: lipid binding. Gene Ontology annotation, cellular component: eisosome filament; plasma membrane.
AUGGCUAUUUUUGCCUACUCGGCGCCCCCGCCCCCGCCCUACACCAAUGCUUCCUCCCCGCCCUCCACCGUCCGUGCCCCUUCGCGAUCCCGCUCGCUGAACCCGCUCCCGGUCCGCCACAGGAAUCGCUCUCUCUCCAUCCGCUCAUCCAAGAACAAGGAUGGCAGCGGGGACUCGUACGCCAGCGCUUCCAAGGCGGCCGCGCCCAAGCAUCGCUUCACCAUGGCCUCGCUGCGGGGGAUGCAGCAGCCCGAGCUGUCCAAGCGGCUGUACAAGCUGAUCAAGUCGGAAAACCACGCCAUCAGCGCCCACGAGACGGCCGGCCGCGAGCGCUCGAGCGUCGCCGGUCAGCUGAGCGAGUGGGGCGAGGCCACGGGCGACGAUGCCGUGUCCGACGUCAGUGACAAGCUGGGCGUACUGAUGGCCGAGAUGGCCGAGCAAGAGGACAUGUUCGCCCAGAACCUGGAGGAUUACAGGGGCGUCUUGAAGCAGAUUCGGAACACCGAGAGUUCGGUGCAGCCGAGUCGCGAUCACAAGGCGAAGGUUGCGGAUGAGAUCGCGAAGCUCAAGUACAAAGAGCCGUCCAACACCAAGAUCGUGCAGCUGGAGCAGGAGCUCGUCCGUGCCGAAGCUCAGUCCCUUGUCGCCGAGGCCCAGCUCACCAACAUCACCCGCCAGAAGUUCAAGGAAGCCUACGACAUCCACCUCGCCGCCGUCAUCGAGCGCGCGGAGAAGCAGGCGAUGCUAGCCAAGCACGCGCGCCGCGUACUCAACCUGCUCGACGACAGCCCCAUCGUGCCGGGCGAGACGCACCCGACGUACGGCAGCGAAUCCGCGGGCCGCGACAUCCUGAACGACGCCGAGGACGAGCUGCGCGCGUGGCAGCCGCGCUACGAGCCCAUCACCUCCAACGCCACCAGCCUGGGCUCCAACGCCAUGCCCACCACCAGCAGCGUCGGCGGCGGCGGUAUCGGUAUCGGCAGCACCGCUUCGGAGUAUGCUGCUGCUGGCGGUGAGGUCCAGCAGAGUCCUGUCGAGGGUGACGUGCAUCCGGCUUAUAGGAGUCAGGUGCGUAGCGUGAGUGGCAGCUCGGCCGGCGGCGGCGAGAGAAAGCAGAACCCGCCGUAUCCCAUCAGCGAGGCGGAAUCGAGCGUUGCGGCGUAG